AUGACGACUACUAGUCAGACUAGUGAUAGUCUCUAUUCAAAAGAAUCUUUCUCGAAUGAUUUCAUAGAUCUUGAUGAUUGGCUUGUUUCACUGAAGAAUGGAGAAGCAUCAUCAACAUCCACUUAUAAUACAAAGCUUAAUGCUGAAAUUCAUUUGGCUAUCACUGCAGAACCUGCAGAGUAUGCAUCAUCACUUUGUGAUAAUCUCUUCAUACUUUAUCGCGAUGUGCAAUAUCGAUCAUUUGUACUGCAAUUUCUUCCGUCAUUCAUCACAACCUACUAUGAUGUACUUCAUCGUCAUCCGGAAUCGACUGAUGUUACUGCUAAGGAUGUUUGUUCAACAAUUGAUACGUUCCUUAUCGCCCUUUACAAUCUAAGUGUUCUUGACGAUGCACAUCAUGAAAAAAUUCAUGGAUUUCGCAUUCCAAAUUUAACUGCACCAUCAAUUUAUCAUACACCGAACCCUGACUAUUAUGCGCCCACACCGCUUACUCAACAUGCAAUUUCAAAACAUGAGAAAAAAUGUGACGUUGUUCGUUUGCAUUCAUUUUCUCCAUUUGAUUCAGUCAAUGCAACAACAAGAGAACAUAUUCUUUGGUUUCUACUCAUUCAGUAUGGAUCAAAUGUAUCAAACGUGGAUAUAUAUUCUCGACAUUCAUAUUUUAAAAUGUCAAAAAAAUUACUCAGUCAAGGUUUUUCAUUCGGUGAAAGUAUUUCAACACAAGAAAAAAAUUCUAUUUUACCACCUAAUGGUCGUCGAAUACAUCUAUCGAGUAGAGUCAUAGCUGAACUUUUAGGAGCAAUAUUCUACUUCAAAGCUAAUUCAUCAGAUAGAGAAGCAUCUGAAUGUAUGCGUUUAUUAAAACAGCGUGCUGAGUAUGAAAUGUAUGCUGAUGUGAUUUUAAUGACAGAAUCGAUGAGUUAUUUACAUGAAUUUGAUAAUCAUCAACUUGAACAUCAAGAUACAAUUGGUAUUGAAAUUGAAUUACCACCAACAAUGGAUAUGGUCAAACAAAAACGAACAGCAACAACAACCCGCUCAAUGAAAAAUAGACAACGUUCAACAAAACGUUACCAACAAAAUGAAACAGCUAUUAUUGAGAAUGAUUUACCGAAUGAUACAAUAGAACAUUUAAAUGUUGCUCCGGUACGAACUGAUGCUACACCAACAGCAGUAAUACCAGCAACAACAACAACAACUAGUCAACUACAUAAAUCAUUACUAGAUAUAUUUGAUGAAAGUUCACCAACAGAUAAAUUUCUACGUUCCAUCGACAGAAAAACAUCAUCAUUAUCAUCAUCAUCAUCAAGUGAACAACAUCAUGAAAGAAAAGCAUCAGAUGACAAUCAAGAUGUAACAACACCAUUGAUUGAUGAAAUGAAGACAUACAUAUCAUCUUCGAUUGGACUAGCAGGAUCAAGUUCAUCGCCGUCAUCAACUCGCCAUUAUAAACCAAUGUCAUUGACAUCAACACAAGCAUAUUUUAAAACAAUUCAACAACAACAACGUGUUUCAUCGCCAAAUAUACAAAAUGUUCAAACUAUGUUACAUCAUGUUGAUAAUGAUGAUUCCAUUCGACCGCAUACAUCUAGUAUGAGACAUGGAGAAAAAAAAGAUAUUAUUACUACAGUUCGAUUUCUGGGAACAGAUCAAAACGGAGAUAAUGUUAAAGAAACAUUUUUGUAG
This is a messenger RNA of Rotaria socialis, 1686 nucleotides long. The record is from the annotation of a GenBank genome assembly. Lineage: Eukaryota; Metazoa; Rotifera; Eurotatoria; Philodinida; Philodinidae.